Cryptosporidium ubiquitum is the source of this 441-nucleotide messenger RNA. Its product is annotated as histone H4. Gene Ontology annotation, biological process: nucleosome assembly. The transcript is spliced from 2 exons. Bases 1 to 441 code for a protein of 146 amino acids. Lineage: Eukaryota; Apicomplexa; Conoidasida; Eucoccidiorida; Cryptosporidiidae. Gene Ontology annotation, cellular component: nucleosome. Gene Ontology annotation, molecular function: DNA binding; protein heterodimerization activity; structural constituent of chromatin. The record is from RefSeq and is a predicted model, not a curated record.
AUGUCUGGUCGUGGUAAAGGAGGUAAGGGUUUAGGAAAGGGAGGUGCCAAGCGUCAUCGUAAGGUUCUCCGUGAUAAUAUCCAAGGUAUCACAAAACCAGCCAUCCGUCGUCUUGCACGCAGAGGUGGUGUUAAGCGUAUUUCCGCCUUGAUCUACGAAGAAGUCAGAGGUGUAUUGAAAGCAUUCUUGGAAACCGUUAUCAAGGAUGCAGUUACCUACACUGAGUAUGCCAGACGUAAGACCGUUACUGCUAUGGAUGUAGUUCAUGCUCUUAAGAGACAAGGAAAGACUCUAUACGGUUUUGGGAAUUUGGACUGGAGGUUGCUUUUUAACAGGGUGAUCAUCAGGCCUUAUGUUUUUGGACAGGCGUUACUAGACGCCACAAGUAGUUAUAGUGGUCUUUGGCCCGGUAGCAUUAGUUACUGCUUAAUUAUAUUAUAG